GGUUUUAUCUGAAUUGACAGCACUUAUCGCACCACAGCCGGAGACUAUCCCCUACUUCUUCCGUUCUCUAUCAUCUACCAUGAACCGCCGCUUCCCCCUCAACACAACCGGUGAUCCCCAUAGUAAUCCCUCUACACAGAUCUACCUGCACUCUAUCAUUUCACUACUCACACUUCCGUCCACGACACCAUCUCCGCCCCCUGGUCCCCUAGAAAAUCUCGGAAUGCAAGACAUGUACCCUGCUUACCUCCAAGCGACACACUUCACCCCACUGCAGGUCAUCCAAGGCCUUCUUCCCCUCUUGCGCACAUUCCCUGCCCGUGCACGUGACGCCGCAGCAAACAACACGCCAAAGAAGAGCGUCAUCUUCUGCCUUCCCGCGACGGACGCACGCGUUGGCCUACCGUUUGCAGGCGCGCAGGCGAUGAGUGCUGCCGCGACACUGCGUGGUGCCGAGGUCCUGCGGCGCGAAAUACGGCUCGCGGCUCUCAUGGACGAGACGCAGGCCAUGAAACACAUUAAGGUCGUCACCGUUGACGUUGGCAGCUUCGGUGUUACCACUAGUCAAGUUGAGAAGUCGCUUGCACCGGAGCAUGCCAUGAUCGAUUGGACCGUGAGCGAGAAGGCGGCGUACGGCGACGCGUUUGCGUCAGCCCUUGCCGGUCAAAUGCAUCACACCUCGAGGCGAACACCGACAGACGUCUCCAAGUUUGUACGCACCGUCGUCGACGUUGUCAGCGGCGGGCGCACAGCGCCACGGCACAAUAUCGAAGCUGUCGAUUUCGUCCUAGGCCGUAUCCGGGAACUCAUCCAUGGCAACCGAGUCGUCGUCGGUGCUGGAGGUGCGCCUUGCAUCUGCCCAGAUAUAUAUAGAGAGCUGAUAUAGAUCGUUUUGUUGCAGCUCGUACAUACGCGCUGGCUUCAAAUCUCCCUGCACUGAUACUUGACGCGCUGCUCAACCUUCCUGCGCUUCUCAUCUCGGCGCGCAACGCUCUGCUUCCCGUCCCUCCCCGCCUGCCGUACCCGCCCCCUGUACCGCCCACGUCUGCCACAUCUGCCGCAGCCCCUGCGGUCGCACCGGCAUCAACUCAGGAGAAAGCCAAACAUCAGGAGGAAGCUCAUCUCGACUCCGGCGACGAGGCCCUCUCAGAGACAGGCUCGGAUGCCGACGUCGAGAGCGGCGCCGAGGGCUCCGGUGUCAGCGAGAGCUGGAUCAGCCUCAAGAAGGAUGGCGAGCACUAAGCCUUUUUAUUUGAAGUUGGGGUGCGUGUAAGUUCUUAGUUUAAAACUACAUCACUAUGUUUUAGUCGAGUGAUUUACUUAGGUGGAGAUGUAUUGUGUAGUGACGAAAGAACGGACUCUUGUUGUACAAAAGUCACUAUUGGUACAUAUGAUGUAUUGUACUUGCUGCAAAUAGUAACUCCCCUUCUCUUAUGUUUAAAGGCAUGGUUUUGA
This is a messenger RNA of Phanerochaete carnosa HHB-10118-sp, 1455 nucleotides long. RefSeq lists its product as uncharacterized. The record is from RefSeq and is a predicted model, not a curated record. The transcript has a single exon. The coding region runs from base 80 to 886 and encodes 268 amino acids. Lineage: Eukaryota; Fungi; Basidiomycota; Agaricomycetes; Polyporales; Phanerochaetaceae.